Messenger RNA from Penaeus monodon (black tiger shrimp), 794 nucleotides. Its product is annotated as zinc finger protein 570-like. Bases 39 to 794 code for a protein of 251 amino acids. The transcript has a single exon. The record is from RefSeq and is a predicted model, not a curated record. NCBI's taxonomy places the organism in Eukaryota, Metazoa, Arthropoda, Malacostraca, Decapoda, Penaeidae.
GCAAGGAAUUGUCUAAAGAGAGUCACAUCAGGAUUCACAUGAGAGUCCACACAAAGGAGAAGCCAUACAACUUUGAUAUUUGCAAUAAGACAUUCCCAUCCAAAAGUGAUCUUGAAAGGCACGAGAGCUGCGAGAUUUGCAACAAUGCAUUCUCAUGUAAAAAGAAUCUGUUGAGGUACAUGAGGACACAUACAAAGGAGAAGCCAUACAGCUAUGAGAUUUGCAAUAAGGCCUUCUCUGAGAUAGGUAGCUUAGUAGCGCACAUUAGAGUGCACACCAAGGAGAAACCAUACUGCUGUGAGAUUUGCAACAAGGCCUUCUCAUAUAAAGGUAGUCUAGAGAUUCAUAUGAGAAGGCAUAGAAAGGAGAAGACAUACAGCUGUGAAAUUUGCAAUAAGGCCUUCUAUUUGAAAAGCCAUGUAGUAACCCACAUGAGAGUACACACAAAAGAGAAGCCAUACAGCUGUGAGAUUUGCAAUAAGGCCUCAUACAGAGGUGGUCAAGUAAGCCACAUGAGACUUCAUACACAGGAGAAACCAUAUAGCUGUGAGAUUUGCAAUAAACACUUCUCAAAUAUAUCUAACCAAAAACAACAUAUGAGAGUACAUACGAAGGAGAAACCAUACAGCUGUGAGUUUUGCAAUAAGGGUUUCUCACAGAAAUCUAAUUUAGUGAGACAUAUAAGAGUACAUACAAAAGAGAAGCCAUACUGCUGUGAGAUUUGUAAUAAGGCCUUUGCUUUGAAAGGUAAUUUAGUAAGGCACAUGAGAGUACAUACAAAGGAUAAGUCAUGA